Messenger RNA from Pseudopodoces humilis (Tibetan ground-tit), 1656 nucleotides. Lineage: Eukaryota; Metazoa; Chordata; Aves; Passeriformes; Paridae. The record is from RefSeq and is a predicted model, not a curated record.
AAACCCAAGAAGUUCCGGAAUUUUCGCUGCCACGACUGCGGCAAAGCCCUGGCGCCGCCGAAACGCCGGCGAGGGACGGAACGACCCCAUAAAUGCCCGGAAUGCGGGAAAAGUUUCCGGCUGAGCUCCAGCCUGGUGACCCACCAGCGCCGGCAUUCCGGGGAAAAUCCCUACAAGUGCCCGGAUUGCGGGAAAUCCUUCAGCGUGGGCUCGGCGUUCAUCCAGCACCAACGGAUCCACGGCGGCGCGGCGCCGUGUCGCUGCGGGGUCUGCGGGAAGAGUUUCCCGGCGAGUUCGGGCUUGGUGAAGCACCAGAAGGUUCAUUUGGAGGAGAAACCCUACAAGUGCGGGGAUUGCGGGAAGGGCUUUAAUUGGAAUUCCCACUUGGAGCGGCACCGGAGGAUUCACACCGGGGAGAAACCCUACGCGUGCCCGGAAUGCGGGAAGAGCUUCUCCUGGAGCUCGCAUUUGGAUCGGCACCGCCGAACCCACGCGGCGGCGGCGGCGGCGGCGGCAACGGGCGGGAGAUGCGCCGAGUGCGGGGAAUGCGGGAAGGGAUUCCCGAAAAACGCCGGGAAUCCCCAAAUCCCGAAAAAACGCCGGGAAUCGGCGGAGAAGCCGCACAAAUGCGGGGAAUGCGGGAAGGGGUUCGGCGCGGCGGCGGCGUUGGCGCAGCACCGGCGCGGUCACGCUCCCGGGAAACCUUACGAGUGCCGGGAAUGCGGGAAAAGCUUUUCCUGGAGUUCCCACUUGGAUCGGCACCGCCGGAUCCACAUGGGGGAAAAACCGUUCCGCUGCGGGAAUUGCGGGAAGAGCUUUUCCCAAAGUUCCCACUUGGAGCGGCACCGGAAAAUCCACGGGGAGCCGUGCCGGGAAUGCGGGAAAAACGAGGGGAGGAAAAGCGGGAGAAGCUUCCAUCGGGGAACGCAGACCGGAGGGAAAACGUUGGCGUGCCCGGAGUGCGGGAAAAGCUUCGGGCAAAACUCGGCGCUGGCCAAACACCGGCGGCUCCACAGCGGAGAGAAACCCUACAAGUGCCCGGAAUGCGGGAAAAGCUUCGGAGUUCGGUCCAACCUCAUCAAGCACCAACGGACUCACCUGGGGGAGAAACCCUACAAGUGCCCGGAAUGUUCCAAAGGGUUCAUCCAAAAAUCCGACCUCACCAUCCACCGCCGGAUGCACACGGGGGAGAAACCCUACAAGUGCCAGGAGUGCGGGAAAUGUUUCAGCGUCUCCUCCAAUCUCAUCAAGCACCAGCGGAUCCAUCUGGGGGAAAAACCCUUCCAGUGCUCGGAGUGCGGGAAGAGCUUCAUCCAACGCUCCGAGCUCACCAUCCACCGCCGCGUCCACACCGGAGAGAAGCCCUACAAGUGUCCGGAGUGCGGGAAAUGCUUCAGCCGCAGCUCCCACCUCAACCGGCACCAGCGCACCCACGCCGGCGACAAGGCCGGACGCGCCAAAGCCGCCGCGGCUUCUUCGGCGGCGCCGGCGUCGUCGUCCUCGCGGGCGGUUCCGGCUCCGGCGGUUCCCGGGGGUUUGGCUUUCCCGGCGUUCCCGGGCUCCUCGGCCGUGCCGGCGGCGUUGGAGCUGCCCUGGGCGUUGGCGUUGCCGGGCCGGGCGUUCCCGGGUUUUCCGGCGGGUUCGGUGGGUAAUUAG